Molecule: messenger RNA, 1908 nt
Organism: Penicillium canariense
Lineage: Eukaryota; Fungi; Ascomycota; Eurotiomycetes; Eurotiales; Aspergillaceae
Product: Leucine Rich Repeat domain protein
Exons: 3
Coding region: 1-1908 (635 amino acids)
Source: RefSeq, a predicted model, not a curated record
AUGGCCUCUCUUUCUACUCCUCCGGCUGCUCCUGCACACACCAAGCCGACGAUUCCUCGACUCUCGGCCUCCCCCGGUGCCGAUCUGCACUCGCGCGACUCAUCCCCAUCGUCCUGCGGCACUCCCGACGGGUCCAGGUCCAGCAGCCGCCGGCGCCCGUCUUUCGGCUCCAUCAAAGAAGACGUCGACGGCAUCGCGCAAUCGUUCGUGGACACUCACCACGCACCCUCCCCCAAGGAGCCGCAUAAGCCGCAUCUCCCGGAGAUGCAACAGACGCCAGACUUCUGCUGCCCAUGCGGUGGAUUCCUGGGUUGGAAGCAGAUUCGUCUCGGUGGGAAGAGCCUGAGUCGCAGCUAUGGCGACCUCCGCAACCUGGGCAACAUGCAGGCGAAGGGUUGGGCGUGGGAGAGCACUGAAUCAGGACAAGAGCUGGUCCCACCCAAGGCGGCCGUAGUGGACCAUGCACAGCCGCCGCCGGGCACCUCGCCUCUGGAGAAGCUGCCGCCCGAGGUUCUGGAUCAAAUCAUAUCCCACCUGGCGAUUGAUGUGCCGCCCAAUGGCUACACCCCGCGUAAUGUUGACCUCGUCUCGUGCCUCCUCGCCUCCCGCACGUUGCACGCCGCGACGCUGAGCGUGUUGUACAGGAAUAUGACUUUCCCUCACUCAAUAAUCUUCUCCAAGGCCCUCAAUCAUAUGUUGGCCUAUCCGGCCCUCGGCACCUUGGUGCGCCGCCUGGACUUCUCCCACUUCACCUCGGUCGGCCUGGGUCGCACGAAGCAGAUGAAUGCCGAGAUUCAGAAUCUGACGUCGCGCACGCUCCUGCAGUGCCUGGACCUGCAGCCUAACCUGAAGGAAUGCUUGCUGCAGGAACAUCUCGAGGGUGACCUGAGCGUGGAUGUGAUACGGAAGCUGUUCAUGGGUCUGCCAAACCUGCGCGCGGUGGACCUCUGCGGCUGUUCCACCCAGUCGUUCUCCCAAGUCUUCACGGAGGCUCUGACGGCGGGGCCUGCCAUGCCUAUGAGCCUCCCGAACAUGAAACGACUAUCGCUUCAUGAGUGCAGCACGAUUACGGCUCCGAUCUUCGACCUGUUGCUUUCCCGGCUCAUCAAUCUGACGCACCUGGAUCUCACCCACACCCAGGUGAAUGACUCGGCUCUUUUCGCAAUCCCCGAGACAGCUCGCAUCACCCACCUGAGCGUGUCACGGUGCACGCGCCUGCGCAGCUCCGCUUUGGUGGAGUUCCUGACGACUCACCCCGCCGUCCGGGAGUCCUUGGUGUACUUGAACCUCCUGACCGACCCGACCCGUUUCCGCCUCUUGGAAGAGGACGACGUGACCGCGCUGCUGCCCAAGCUUCCCAAUACCCUUCGUUCUCUGAAUCUGGGUGGUGCCAAGGUGACCUCGGAGCAUGUCCCGCUGCUGCUUCCUCUGACCAAGCACCUGGAGGAGCUGGGCCUGAGCUCGGCCGAUCUGUCUGUGAAAGACGUGAACACGUUCUUCGCCCGGUCGCGUGAGAACGGCGCGGGCAAAGGUGCGGCUCCUAGCACUCUGUGCUACCUCGACCUGGCCAAGGUGCCACAAAUGACCAUUGGCGCCAUCUUUAACACCAGCACGUGCCUCCUGCUGUCAGAGCACAGCUACCCACUGCAGGUGAUUGAGUUCAGUGACAAGAUCAUCACACCUCUGCGCGAGCGGGCUAAGACUCAGCGCGUCUCGGUAGGCUGGACGGUGCGCGACCUCGGUCGCCGAGGCUGGUACGUCCGAGAUCCUGCAUCCUUGCCCAAGGAGCCCGUCGACGACGGCUCACGCUCUUGGAAGAUGGGUGCGCGCUGGUGGGGCAUGCGCAAGAUUCCCAUGGCCGUAGGCGACGUGGGUGGCAUCUACGGCCACUACAUGUUCAAGAAAUGA